CGAGGUACAGCUCAAAAUGGCUGUAGACAAACAGUUAUGAAGAUCUGCCGUUCUACAAGAAAUGAAUAUGUCGCAAUUGUCAAAUUAACGAAGAAGCCUCCAAAACAACUGGGGAUACAGGGGCCCGUGGAGAGGUUCAGGGAGAGGAGCAGACCUCUGGCACCGACCCUGGAAGAGAGGAGGGACCACCUCAUAGAGAGAAGGGGCCACAAGACCUCUGCCUUGGGACAGAGCCAUGACCAGUCUGGAGCCAGACAGAAGACUGGACUCCACACUCUGACUGAAACCUUCAAGCACAAAAGCCUGGUGGUUAUUCUGAAUGUGGCACAGAACUUGGACACAUUAACCCACGACUGAGACAGGUCUUGGUCUAGACCUCCAUGCCAGGCCAGAUGAUGAAGAGCCUCCAGUUCAGAAGCAUCGCCCCCAAGGCCCCAGCAGCGGUGGUUCCCUCCCCAGCCGCCAUCCUGUCCUGCCAGCACCCCUCUGCCCUCCCGGAGGCAGUCUCCACAGCCGUCAGCCCCAAGUCUAUCCUGGUCCCGGCCCAGAACUAUGCCCUGAUGCAGGUGGCAGGGCAGGAGGGUACCUUCUCUCUGGUGGCCCUGCCGCCCUCCGUAUCCCCUCAGUCGCCGCAGCAACAUCAGCAGCAGCAACAGCCAAUCCAGAAGAACCUGAAGCUGCCCAUCCCCAGGUACCAGCCAAUGAGGACCAAGAACACCCCGGAGAAGGUCAAAUCAGCCACGCCCACCGCCGGUGGCAGCGCCAGGGGGGUGAGGACACCCACCAAGGUUGCAUUGACAACCCGGGACCAUCGGUCAAUAGCAGCCACAAAGAAGAAGUUGUCAUUGGCUGAGCCCAAGGAGGAGCCAUCAGAACAGGUCAUACUGAUCGACGACUCAGCCUCCUCUGAGCUCUCCGCCCUCACAGCCCUGCUCCCAGACAACGCCAUGCUCUACAAUGGCUCUCCGCUGGAGCGAAUAGCAGUGGUGGACACCACCCCCGACCACCGGUCCACUCCUGCCCACGCUCCCGGCCCUGUCACCAGCAUGCUGCAGAAAAGUUCCCCGGUCGAACCAUCACAGGAUGAGAGCAGCGGUAAGGUUGCUAUCAGGCCGUGCCAACCCAAGCCUGUAGCCCAACAGCCCCAUCCACAGCCAGCUAGUAGCAGCAUCACUGUCCUCUCUCCAGCCAUCUUCAGCAAAGCUGUCCAGAUCAUCCCCUCCCCACCCAAGGGCAAGCUGCCCAUCCUGCCCUACUCCAUGAUGAAAAGCACCCUCAUACCCGCCUCCAAACUCAACCUCAAUGCCAUGUCCCCCAAGAAGGCUUUCCCUAGCCAGCCCGACCUCUCCCCUUAUCCCUCUGAUCCCCAGUCCAAGACCCCGGAGACUGCUGAGGCCCUAUGUCAGAACCACAUGCCAAACUCCCUGCUGCAGAGCCAGCCUCAGGCCAAGACUACAGGCGCCCUGUCGCUGCUGGGAACGCUACAGAUCCAGAAACCAUCAGGCAAGAAGAGGGGGAGGAAGAGGAAGACAAUGGAGGACAUUCUGGCCUUUGAGGCGAGGAAGAAGAGGUCCUUGUCAUUCUUUCGGAGGAGGGUGCCAGAGAAGCCUUCUAUCUCAGCCGUCAUCUCCUCCCCGCUGUCUAAACAGCAGAGGGAGGUGGACAUCUCUAAGAAGUACCGCAGCAUCAGACCCAAGCCUCACCACAUGCUGCUGAUGGAGACUGUACCCCAGCUGGUCAGCCUGCCCUCCUUCACCUCCUCUGACAGCCUGGAUUCAGAGCUCCUUGUGGGGCAUCAGCUCUCUGCCGAGGUCCUGGAGCCCGGUCCUCCCCAGCCCCAGCCAACCUCUACCCCGCUAUACCUGAAAGGGGGCCCUUCUCAUAGGGUCUACCUGGGCAGUAGCCAGCCCCUCCACCGCUGCCCCACCUGCAGCCGCUGCUUCCAGUUCAAACACCACCUCCAGAGCCAUAUGAACAGCCACACCAACAGCAGGCCUUACCUGUGUCCUGUGUGUCGUAAGGCCUAUGCUCACUCUGGCUCCCUCAGCACCCACAUGAAGCUGCAUCACUCUGACGGGAGACCGCGGCGGACGCUUCGCUGUGACUUCUGUGAGAAGGCGUUUGGCUACGUGGGUGUGUACUUCGGCCAUUUGAGGGAGGUGCAUAAGGUGAUCCUGACCGUGGAGCCGUCCGUCAGCCAACAUGAAGACGACGUGCCUGUGGAGGGGGCCAUGUCUUCAGACCUGGGGGACGAGCAGGGCCAGGAGGAGCGCGAGGACCCAGUGGAGCUCCAGAUCAAGUGUAGCCGCUGUCAGGCCAUCACCCCCACCUUUGCCGACAUGAAGCUACACCUGCUCUAUGUGCAUGGGGAGGAGGUCCAGGUGCGCCUGCGGGACGGGGCUGGGGGGGUGGGAAGGUCACUGCGGGGGGGCCGGGAGGCAGAGGAUGAGCUGGUGAAACAUGCCGCCCACUACUGGCGCCAGCUCAAUGAGAAGAGGAACCUAGUCCGGUGUGGGAGCUGUGAUGAAGAGUUCUUCUCCUUCUCCAAGCUGAAGCGUCAUAUCCUCUCCCACCACCAGGGGGGACCGCAGGAUGAUGGAGAGGGGGAGCCGACCGGCCCCUCAGCCUGGGGAGGGAGAGGCGUCCUGAGGCAGGGAUUGGUGUUUAACUGUUUGCUGUGCAGCCAGGUCCUGGACAGUAAAGAGGAGGUGAUGGAGCACUGGAGAGGCCACCACCACUGUGAGGAGACCCAGGUACUCUGGGAGGCCCUCGGCUCCUACUCGGGGGAAAGGGAGAUAGACUCGCCCGACCACAGCACAUGUUAACAUGGCACUGGACACGUUCUAGGUCGUCUCUGUUGCAGUCACGCUGCACAUCUCAGAAUAUUGACUUACUUACUUAUUCCUUCUAGCCUCUAAGGAAGCAAAUUGCCAGAACAGUGCAUUUUAAAAGAUUGAUAUAUCAUAUCAACGUGGUUUCUGAGAUGUAAAAAAAAAAAAAAAAAACACUUCUCCAGGCAUUGUGAGAUCUUAUAAUCGGGGCGGGCUGACUACAUUAGAUAUAACCUCGAACGUACCUACUAUUUGUGUCUGUCUGAGCCGAUCAUGCGCUGUGUGCUGCUCUCAAACACACACAGUUAGUCCCUAUGCACACUAUCCAGCCGACCCCCACCAUGCAGUACAUUUCCAGCUACUAUGGUGGCUGGGUAACCACUAACCAGGCAAGUUCAGCUCACCUCAGUAUGGUGAAAGGGUAUUAAGUCCAUACAGGGGUCAGUUAUCGCACAGUUUAGUUUGUUAGAGAAUCCACUUGAUACAUUACAAAUUAUUAUUUUGGUAUUUUGUGGACUGCACUGUGUUUUGUGUUUUUGUGUUUAUUUUUUUCUGUUUUAAUAGGAUUGGGUUGUUUUGUAUUGAAUAUGUACAGUAUAUACAGUACCAGUAAAAUGUUUAGACACACCUACUCAUUCAAGGGUUUUUCUUUAUUUGGACUAUUUUCUACAUUGUAGAAUAAUAGUGAACACAUCAAAACUAUGAAAUAACACAUGGAAUAAUGUAGUAACCAAAUAAGUGUUAAACAAAUCAAAAUAUAUUUUAGAUUCUUUAAAGUAGCUAACCUUUGCCUUGAUGACAACUUUGCACUCUUGGCAUUCUCACAACCAGCUUCAUGAGGAAUGCUUUUCCAACCUUCUUGAAGGAGUUCCCACAUAUGCUGAGCACUUGUUGGCUGCUUUUCCUUCACUCUGCAGUCCAACUCAUCCCAAACCAUCUCAAUUUGGUUGAAUUCGGGUGAUUGUGGAGGCCAGGUCAUCUGACGCAGCACUCCAUCACUCACCUUGGUAAAAUAGCCCUUACACAGCCUGAAGGUCUGUUGGGUUAUUGUCCUGUUGAAAAACAGAUUAUAGUCACACUAAGCCCAAACCAGAUGGGAUGUUGUAUCGCUGUAGUGGCCAUGCUGGUUAAGUGUGCCUUGAAUUCUAAAUAAAUCAGACAGUGUCACCAGCAAAGCACCCCCACACCACCUCCUCCAUGCUUCAAGGUGGGAACCACACAUUCGGAGAUCAUCCGUUCACCUACUCUGCGUCUCACAAAGACAUGGCGGUUGGAACCAACAAUCUAAAAUCUGGACUUAUCAGAUUUCCACCGGUCUAAUGUCCAUUGCUCUGUCUUUCUUGGCCCAUGCAAGUCUCUUCUUAUUGGUGUCCUUUAGUAGUGGUUUCUUUGCAGUAAUUUGACCAUGAAGGCCUGAUUCACGCAGUCUCUUCUGAACAGUUGAUGUUGAGAUGUGUCUGUUACUUGAACUCUGAACCAUUUAUUUGGGCUGCAAUCCGAGGUGCAGUUAACUGUCAUGACCUUAUCCUCUGCAGCAGAGGUAACUCUGGGUCUUCCUUUCCUGUGGCGGUCCUCAAGAGAGCCAAUUUCAUCAUAGUGCUUGAUGGUUUUGCGACUACACUUGAAGAAACUUUCAAAGUUCUUGACAUUUUCCAAAUUGUCUGGCCUUCAUGUCUUGAUGAACUGUCAUUGCUCUUGGCUUAUUUGAGGUGUUCUUGCCAUAAUAUGGACUUGGUCUUUUACCAAAUAGGGCAAUCUGCUGUAUACCACCACUACCUUGUCACAACACAACUGAUUGGCUCAAACGCAUUAAGAAGGGAAGAUAUUCCACGUGACCACCUCCAUGAAGCUGGUUGAGAGAAUGCCAAGAGUGUGCAAAGCUGUCAAAGGCAAAGAGUGGCUACUUUGAAGAAUAUCAAAUUAGUUAGUUUAACACUUUUUUUGGUUACUACAUGAUUCCAUGUGUUAUUUAAUAGUUUUGAUGUCUUCACUAUUAUUUCUACAAUGUAGAAAAUAGUCAGAAUGAGUAGGUGUGUUCACACUUGCCUGAGCGUGUGUGUGUGUGUGUGUGUGUGUGUGUGUGUGUGUGUGUGUGUGUGUGUGUGUAGAUAUCUGUUUGUUAAGACUGUGUAAAUAAACAUAAUACUGGUAGAAACACAGGCAUAUUGUACCUAAAGUCUAUUGGCCUUGAAAACAGUCAUUCCAUCUAUGGUAAAUGAUUGACUGAAGUCUAAAGUCUGGGUUGUGGCUGUAGGGACAAAACUUUCCAAUUCAACUGUGUGUUACAGUAGCAGGAUCCUCUCUAGCUAUUUUGACCUAAAGAGGAUAACCUUCUCAGUACACCAACACCUGACUGAAACGUCUGAGGCCUUCUGAAAAAUUCUAGUCUCGAGAUCGACCCAUACAUCUGGCUCAUAACCAACAUCGACAUUUAAACAGAUUAUAUAUUAUUAUAUACACUGAGUGUACAAACAUUAAGGACGCCUUCUUAACAUUGAGUUGCAUCCCCUUUUUGCCCUCAGAACAGCCUUGAUUCGUUGGGACAUGGGACUACAAGGUGUCGAAAGCGUUCAACAGGGAUGCUGGCUCAUGUUGACUCCAAUGCUUCCCAAAGUUGUCAAGUUGGCUGGAUGUCCUUUGGGUGGUGGACCAUUCUUGAUACACAC
Oncorhynchus keta (chum salmon) is the source of this 5497-nucleotide messenger RNA. RefSeq names its product zinc finger protein 438-like. The record is from RefSeq and is a predicted model, not a curated record. Gene Ontology annotation, molecular function: sequence-specific DNA binding; DNA-binding transcription factor activity, RNA polymerase II-specific. NCBI's taxonomy places the organism in Eukaryota, Metazoa, Chordata, Actinopteri, Salmoniformes, Salmonidae. Bases 381 to 2825 code for a protein of 814 amino acids. Gene Ontology annotation, biological process: regulation of transcription by RNA polymerase II. Gene Ontology annotation, cellular component: nucleus. The transcript has 6 exons.